UAGCGCACAGGAAGUGGGGACGCGGCUCCGUGCCGGGGCCCGCCCGGUUCUGUCUUCGUUUUGCUGACUCAAACCGCAGCUUCCAAGGAGAGGAUGGGAAGUGGAAUUAAAUACUCAAGUGCCAGAAGAAAACUUAGGGCAGCCAAUGAAAAUUACUGUUACUAAACUGUAGGCUUCUUGGGAGAAAAUGCUGCUGUUGACUCAAAGCUUUUAAAAUUACUUUCCCAGACUUUCCUCACUGAACUACAAAUAAGCUAAAACCCUUCAUCUAGGGUUAAGUUAGGAAAUGGAAAUAUGACUCCUUGCUGGCUGUUUUCUGUCCUCCUCUGUCUCUGCAGGGUUUUUUGUUUGGAGUAGGAAAUCCAGAAUAAAUUGUAUGGCAUCAAUCAAACUUACAGUUGAUGGUUAUGGGUGACAUAGAAACACCAGAUUCAUCUCUCUGCUAUGACACUUGAUUAAGGCGAAGGCUGAAAGCUGCUCAUCAACUACUUGAUCAAAACUUGUAGUAACUACUGUGGUCGUGCUUUCUCUCCCUAAGGUUUGAACUCUGAGGUGAUGUUGCCUGGAAGGCAUGAGCAGCUAAGUCAUCUUUUUGGAUUGGAAACAGACAUAAUAUGAGAAUGCCCAGAAGAGGCUUAGUAAUUCAAGCCAGGACUCGCUGGCUAUUAGUGGGCCUUGCGCUACUAUUUAGUUUGGUCUUGCUCAUGUACUUGCUCGAGUGUGCUCCACAAUCAGAUGGUAACGGAUCUUUGCCUGGUGUUGUAGGUGAAAACAUGGGUAAAGAAUACUAUCAAGGUCUCUUGCAGGAACAAGAAGAGCAUUAUCAAACUCGAGCUACCAGUCUGAAACGUCAGAUUGCCCAGUUAAAGCAAGAGCUUCAGGAAAUGAGUGAUAAAUUGAAAUCCCUACAGGAAAAAAAGACCCCCAAGGUCAAUGGUGUGAGCUACCAGGGCACCAAAGAACAAGCAUCCAAUGAUCUCCUAGAAUUUCUUCAUUCCCAGAUUGACAAAGCUGAGGUGAGCAUGGGGGCCAAACUGCCUAGUGAAUAUGGUGUCAUUCCAUUUGAAAGCUUCACAUCCAUGAAAGUAUUCCAGUUGGAGAUGGGACUCACUCGGCAUCCAGAAGAGAAACCCGUUAGAAAGGAUAAACGAGAUGAAUUGGUGGAAGUUAUUGAGGCUGGCCUAGAAGUUAUCAAUAAUCCAGAUGAAGAAGAUGCACAAGAUGAAGAAGAUGGAAUAGGAGAGAGGCAGCUGUAUAGCGAAAAUGAUUUCAUUGAAGGUUACUAUCGUACAGAAAGAGAUAAGGGGACACAGUAUGAGCUGUUUUAUAAGAAGAUGGAUGGCAUGGAAUACAGACAUGUCACUUUGUUCCGACCCUUUGGACCCCUCAUGAAAGUGAAGAGUGAAACGGUCGAUAUUUCUAGAUCCCUCAUUAACGUAAUUGUCCCUCUUGCUGGAAGAACUGAGGCAUUUGCGCAGUUCAUGCAAAACUUUAGGGAUGUAUGUAUUCAUCAGGAUAAGCGUGUUCACCUCACAGUGGUGUACUUUGGAGAAGAUGGACUGUCUGAAGUAAAAAGCAUCUUAGAAUCCGUGGCCAGGGAAACUGACUUCCACAAUUACACAAUUGUCUCUCUGAAUGAGGAGUUUAACCGAGGCCGGGGACUUGACAUGGGUGCCAGAGCCUGGGAGAAGGGCGAGGUGCUGAUGUUCUUCUGUGAUGUUGAUGUUUAUUUCACAGCUGAGUUCCUCAACAGUUGUCGUUUGAAUGCUGAGCCUGGGAAAAAGGUUUUUUAUCCUGUGGUAUUCAGCCUGUAUAAUCCUGCUAUUGUCUACGCCAACCAAGAAAUUCCACCCCCUGUGGAGCAACAACUGGUGCACAAGAAGGAUUCUGGUUUCUGGCGGGAUUUUGGCUUUGGGAUGACUUGUCAGUAUCGGACAGACUUUCUGACUGUUGGAGGUUUUGACUUGGAAGUGAAAGGCUGGGGCGUUGAGGAUGUUCACCUUUACAGAAAGUACUUGCACGGUGACCUUAUUGUCAUCAGGACACCAGUCCCUGGUCUCUUCCACCUCUGGCACAAAAAGCAUUGUGCAGACGAGCUCACUCCAGAGCAGUAUCGCAUGUGUAUCCAGUCCAAAGCCAUGAACGAGGCCUCUCACUCGCACCUUGGGAUGCUGGUCUUCAGGGAGGAGAUCGAGUCUCAUCUCCGUAAGCAAGCUUACAGGACUAACAGCGAAGCAGUGGGUUAAAUGUCACUCCUGUGACAUCUGAUGACUUCAUAUUCACAACGAACCAGCACCAUUUUACAGCCUUAAUUCAGCUUAAAAAUGCAGUGCCUCUCUUUUUUCAGUGAAGGAGACUUUAGAGGAUUUUUGCUUCUUGUGUUUGUUUUCAGAGCAAUUCUUUGACUGAUGGGUGGUUACCUACAUAUCUUGCAAGUCCAAGCGCCUCAAACAAAUGGGAAAGCAUUUGUAGCUCAAGGCAAGCAUCUUCAGUGGAAUGUACAACUCUACACCUUUCCAUGUGGUACAUUUGAAUUCUUUCUUUUACAUUGUUUUAAUAAUUAAAUAGUAUUUUUUUUGUUGUCUUGAGUAUUUUCAGUCUCUGUGGAUUACUUCACUGUGUCUUGACACUCCGUUGCAGACAGGAGAGAAAGGCGUGGAGAAAUCUCACUGUGGAAGGUAUCUGGGACAUGCUGAGCGCUGACAGUCAGGUUCCUGAUUUCACAGCAGGGGCCUGGUGCUGCACUGGCUGUAUUAAGAGACGUUCACGUGGCUAAAUGUGGAAUAACUGGCGUGAAGGAGGGAGGAUGAAAAUCUUGGAGUGGAGUUUUAGAGCAUAUAACGUAAUUUCAUGCUGCAGAAGAGACCACCUUCUUGUCUCUGUGACGGAUCAGACACGUUGGGAACCUUCCAGUUGGGAGUUUCUGUGUCUGGUCUUUUCCCACAGUAGAUACCACAUCACAGAAUCCGAGCUUCUGUCAACUGAGUCAUGCUGUUAAACUCAUUUACUUCAAGAUUUUCAGCCCCGUUCCUCUUUUUUCCAAGGCCCAGUCUAUACAUCUCAUGCUUUUAAGUUGAGGAACCCAUAUAAAUUUAUUGGAGGCCCAUUUACUGUUAUGUCAUUGUUGUCCUUUUGCUUUCUUGUUCGUUCUGGCAUUUUCCUGACGUUUUCAGGAGGCAGUUGUAUACCUUUAUCUGUUUCAGUUACUCUAAUGGCAAGUGCUAUUACAGUCUUUCUUCAUGCAGUGUUCUCCAUUUCACUGAUUAUCCUAGCAGCCUUACUUUUGUUCAGUUUGAAAGGGUUCUAGGGGGUUUGUUGGUUACUUUGGGGAGUGUUUCUCUCUCUCUUUUUUUUUUCCUUUGUGUUUGUUUUUUGGGUUUGGUUUUCUGAGCAUGCAUAAGCAGAAUUAUUCUGUGGUCUCAUUGGUGCCUUAUACAAUGGCACUACUGCUUCACUACUUCCCUUUUGGGAUGCAUAAACAGUUUAAAUGCAGACAGGUAAUUUUUCUCCCUGUUGUCUUAUAUGCUACUAUAUGGCAUGUCUCAUUUUUUAUACAUCUAUUUACAAAAUGAAUGAGUCCUGAGAAUGCUAAUUCAGUGGUUAAACCACAUCCAUGGUCUCCCCUGAAUUUAGAAAUGAGUUGAAAACCCCUUCCAAAACCAGGUGAUGAAGAUUUCUUUAUGAAUUUAGUUGGCUUCAAGAAUUCUGAAGGCAACUAAGUGUUUAAAUGGUUGAUUUCUGGAUAGCAGAUAUGCUGUGUGCAUAUUUCUGGGCACUGAUCCUUUUUGUAUGUACAUAAAAUUUGCCUUUAUGUAACUUAUUGUGGAAAACAGUGUACUGUAUUGUAUUUAGAGUGAAGAGGAUGCAUUGCAAGACUUCUUGCAGAUGAUAUUCUCAAAAUAAUAAAGGGAAUUUCUGCAUUUUA
Messenger RNA from Pogoniulus pusillus (Red-fronted tinkerbird), 3925 nucleotides. RefSeq names its product chondroitin sulfate N-acetylgalactosaminyltransferase 2 (gene CSGALNACT2). Gene Ontology annotation, cellular component: Golgi cisterna membrane. The coding region runs from base 615 to 2246 and encodes 543 amino acids. The record is from RefSeq and is a predicted model, not a curated record. Gene Ontology annotation, molecular function: glucuronosyl-N-acetylgalactosaminyl-proteoglycan 4-beta-N-acetylgalactosaminyltransferase activity. The transcript has 8 exons. NCBI's taxonomy places the organism in Eukaryota, Metazoa, Chordata, Aves, Piciformes, Lybiidae.